Molecule: messenger RNA, 2553 nt
Organism: Mugil cephalus (flathead mullet)
Lineage: Eukaryota; Metazoa; Chordata; Actinopteri; Mugiliformes; Mugilidae
Gene: rhag
Product: Rh associated glycoprotein
Exons: 10
Coding region: 92-1408 (438 amino acids)
Biological process (GO): ammonium homeostasis; ammonium transmembrane transport
Cellular component (GO): plasma membrane
Molecular function (GO): ammonium channel activity
Source: RefSeq, a predicted model, not a curated record
ACCGCUCGCUUCCCUCCUUCACACAGCACAACCAAAAAGACAGACAGGGAGGGACAGACAGACAGACAGAGCUGGUGAGAGAGAACCAGAGAUGCCUUCCUACUCCACCAACAUGAGGAUGAAGUUCCCCAUCGUGGCCUUGCUCUUGGAGAUUAUCACCAUCAUCCUGUUUGCAGUGCUUGUGGUCUAUGAUGAUGGGAAAGGUCACGGCCACGGCAGCCAUGGCCACAAUGACUCUCAUCAUGACGAACCCCAGGACCCCAUGGCCCUGUACCCCAUGUUUCAGGACGUCCACGUCAUGAUCUUCAUCGGCUUCGGGUUCCUCAUGACCUUCCUCAAGAAGUAUGGGUUCAGCAGCGUGGGCGUCAACUUGCUCCUGGCCGCCUUCGGCCUGCAGUGGGGCCUCCUCAUGCAGGGCAUCUGGCACAUGGACGACGGCAAGAUUAAAGUCAGCAUCUUCAAAAUAAUCAACGCAGACUUCAGCACAGCUACAGUCCUCAUCUCCUUCGGCGCUGUCCUGGGCAAAACCAGCCCCGUCCAGCUCCUCAUCAUGACCAUUCUGGAGAUCACCAUCUUCUCCGUCAAUGAGCACCUGGUGGCCAACAUUCUUGGAGCUAAUGACGUCGGAGCAUCCAUGAUCAUCCACGCUUACGGAGCCUACUUCGGCUUGGCUGUGGCUCGGGUACUUUACAGGCCAGGUUUAAGAAACGGGCACGAGAACGACGGAUCCGUUUAUCACUCCGAUCUGUUCGCAAUGAUUGGAACCGUCUUUUUAUGGAUGUUCUGGCCCAGCUUCAACUCGGCCAUCGCUGAUCCAGGCUUCACCCAGCUCACCGCAGUCGUCAACACCUACCUGUCCCUGGCUGCCUGCGUGCUCUCUGCCUACGCCAUCUCCAGCCUCGUGGAGCACAAAGGGAAACUGGACAUGGUGCACAUUCAGAAUGCCACCUUGGCCGGUGGCGUUGCUGUGGGAACGUGUGCUGACAUGAACAUCGGGCCGUUCGGGGCCAUGCUGAUUGGUUUUGUUGCUGGCAUCAUCUCCACAGUCGGCUUCAAGUUCCUGUCUCCCAUCCUGGCGUCCAGCCUGGGCAUCCAGGAUACCUGCGGCGUCCACAAUCUGCACGGCAUGCCUGGCAUCCUGGGCGGCCUGGCUGGCAUCGUGGCCGUGGCUUUGGGGAAGAAAGAGGGCAGCGCUGCCAUGCAAGCUGCCGCCUUGGCUUCGUCCCUCGGGUUUGCUUUGGUUGGAGGUGCCCUCACAGGUUUCAUAAUGAAGUUGCCGUUCUGGGGACAGCCUCCAGAUCAGAACUGCUUCGACGACUCUAUUUACUGGGAGGUUCCUGAGGAGGAAGAAGAGAACGAGGAGAGCUUGGCUCACGCGGAUCACUCAAAGAACAAAGGAGAGGUUUAAAUAUCCGUCCCCUCAGCUAGAAAUGAAGAGGAAAAAGGAUCAGUUCGCCUCACUGUGCCUGCAGCUAAACAUUCGUCUGUUACAUUAAUGCAAUUUGCAAAAACAUAUAAGGCAGGAUUCACACAUACAAAGUAACCGCGCUCAGAAUAAUUUUUUUAAUGAUUUGUAAUUAAGAAGGGCACUGAAAAUUUUUACACAAGUCAUUUUAUUCUAACAAUCUAGCAGUGAUUUGGUUAAAUUUACACACACGAAAACAAUCAGGGAUUUUCUACACUUAGAGUUUUCAUGAAUACUCAGCAUUCUUCACUGCUGUGCUGAUCCACUUGUAUAAGCUUUUCGUUAUGUUGUUUUAUAUUAUAUAUAUAUACAUAAAAAAAGCAUGUUUUAAGCUAUUAGUAUUGUGUUUAUUUCCCCUCAUAUGUUCUUUUACAUUUCCAUACACCCGGCAUAUAUAUUUCUGCCAAAGCUCAGGCCGCAUUACCUCACUGGAGCCCGGUCCUCUGACGUGGGCAGGGAUAGUCGCAUAAUGUUCCUGUAACUAAUGAACCUUUGUGUGUCUUAUCUUCUACUACUUCCAAGCAUUUUUUUUUUUUUUUUUACACCUUUCUGUGGGCAGCUGCACAAUUAAGCAUUAGAUCGGCCGUCAGUGGGCAAGCUGGGGUUUGUGUUUUACUCCAUUUACUAUUUAGCGCAAAUGUAUUCUUAACUGUACAUACAGAUUUAGUUCUUAGACACAAUGACAUGGUCAGUUUUAUCGAAGCUAAGAUGAAGAAUAGCCACUGGUACUGAACACUUUUCAGAUAUCUUUCAAAGAAUUUAACAGGAACUUGCGUAUUGUUACGAGGUGCAACAAUGGCACAGUACAGUUUUACCUUUCUCAGCAUACCACAAUAAGUAUUACGUUGGCAUUUUCUGUACCUGUUUUGACUGUUGGUGAAUUAUUGUUAGUUGAACAUCAAAACUUAACACUGAGAGCUAGAUGAAACUGACUACACAAAGACGUGAUCGGUGUUAUUCUGGUUUGUCAAAUGAAUUCUGACCGAACACUGAAAAGCAUCAAGAUUUUGUAUUUUUAUACAGUGGACAUAUGCUCUUAUUUGUAUAAUAUACUAAUACUGUCAUAAUAAAUAUGUUUUUGUACAAUA